Messenger RNA from Centruroides sculpturatus (bark scorpion), 1761 nucleotides. Its product is annotated as glucose dehydrogenase [FAD, quinone]-like. Gene Ontology annotation, molecular function: flavin adenine dinucleotide binding; oxidoreductase activity, acting on CH-OH group of donors. Lineage: Eukaryota; Metazoa; Arthropoda; Arachnida; Scorpiones; Buthidae. The transcript has 12 exons. The record is from RefSeq and is a predicted model, not a curated record. The coding region runs from base 1 to 1761 and encodes 586 amino acids.
AUGAAGUCUUGUAUAAUUUUUGUAUCGUUCUUCGCUUGUAUAUCUUCUCAUCCUUAUCCUAAUGUCCAUUAUGAUUACAUUAUAGUUGGUUCCGGUUCAGCUGGAUCACUCUUGACUACUAGACUAUCAAAAAAUCCUUCCAUCAAUGUUCUCUUGUUAGAAGCGGGAGAAAAACCCCCUUUAAUGUCUUCUAUUCCAUUUCUUCAUCUGAGUGUCUUACAUUCAAAAGAGAAUUGGAAAUUUCCAACAGUACCAAGUAAAAGAAUUGCUCAAGCCUUAAAAGGAAGAGCAUUCACUUUUGGAGGUGGCAAAUAUUUGGGUGGAACAGCAAUGCUUAAUCAUGCCUUGUACGUUCGAGGAAAUCGAAAAGAUUACGAUAAUUGGGCUAAGAACGGUGCAACUGGAUGGGAUUGGAAGAAUGUUUUUCCUUAUUUCCUUAGGAAUGAAGACAAUCGUAAUCCUGAAAUAGUUAAUAAUGGUUUUCAUGGAGUGGGAGGAGAGUUAAAGGUUGAAUAUCCACCAUUUCGAUCUCCGAUGGUAAAAGGAUACAUAGGAGCUGCAAAUGCUAUUGGAUAUCCCAUAGGAGAUUUUAAUGCAGCAAGCCAAACAGUCUUUAUGCCUCCUCAAGGUACAGUUCGUAAGGGGACAAGAUGGUCGACUCUACAAGCGUUUAUUGAACCUAUAGUUGGGAGAAGAAAUCUUCGAAUUAUUACUUCAGCUUACGUCACAAAAAUAUUAAUCGAUGAUCAUAAGCGAGCAUACGGAGUACUGUUCGAUCACUGCAAUAAAACAUUUAGAGCAAUUGCAAAGAGAGAAGUAAUUAUAAGCGCUGGAGCAUUUAAUUCUCCGAAACUUUUAAUGUUAUCGGGUAUUGGGCCUAAGGAAGUUUUACAAAAUUUUCAGAUUCCAGUAGUGUCGGAUCUUCCUGUAGGGAAUAAUUUAAUAGAUCACGUAUCAACUUUAGGACUUAUCUUUAUCGUCGAUACAAGAUUUUCAAGCAAUUUUAAUCAAUGGCAAUAUAUUUUAAUGGUUUUAAACGUUUGUGUUAUUUACGAUUAUUUAGGACCAUUGACACCUUUGGGAGGUAUAGAAACAAUCGGAUUUGUAAAUACCAAAUAUAGUAAAGAUUUAGAUUGGCCCGAUAUGGAAAUAUUUUGGGUAACGAGAUCGGCUUCCUCAGAUAGCGCCAUAAGAAAAACUGCUGGUGCAAUCGAUAAACUAGAGAAAAUCUUUGAGAAAUAUUCUCAUUUAGAUACUGUUACAUGCGUUCCUAAUCCAACACGAAUUAAAAGUACAGGAGUGGUUACUCUACAAUCUUCUGAUCCGUACGAAAAUCCUUUGAUUGAUCCAAUGUAUUUUUCGCAUCCUGACGACCUAAAAAUUGCUGUUGAAGGUUUAAAAAUCUGUUUACAAAUGGCAUCAACUAAGCCCAUGAAAAAACGGGGAGUUCGUCCUCUACCAUAUAUCAUGCCAGGGUGCGAGAAAUAUAAAGUGUUUAGUGAUGACUACUUGCGAUGCAUGCUUAAGGCAUUCCCACUUCCAGGGCACCAUUUCUCAGGAACGUGCAAAAUGGGGCAUCCUAAUGAUCCUACUACGGUUUUGGAUGCUACACUCAAAGUGAAAGGAGUUCAAAACUUGAGAGUGGUCGAUGCGUCUGUUAUUCCAAUUAUGAUAGGAGGCCAUACGAAUAUUCCAACCAUGAUGAUCGCAGAAAAGGCCGCUGAUUUUAUACUACACGAUUAUUUCAGUAAAGCCAAAUAA